AUGUCGCAAUUGCUCUUCAGCACAAUUAUCUUGCACUUAUCAUGCUAUACCACAAAAGAAAGGACCAAAGGGUUCAAGAGCCAAAGUCAUCAGCGAAUUAAGACAAAAUCAACAAUCAUCACUUUCAGCCAAACUGCAAACCGCAUAAAUGGUGUUCAAAGCCCACCAUGCAGUCCUACACUCGCACCAACCCCAGGUCUUCUUACAACGGAAAUGGUGAAGGAAUGUACCGAGUUCUUCUUCGCGAACAUGUAUCCUACGAUGCCGAUAUUGCACAGGGAGAGAUUAGAGCAACAAGCACUGUAUGUGGAUCAGAAUGUCGAUACAUACUGUCUCUUAACCGCGAUGUGUGCAUUCAUGAUGAUACAACCUGGAAUGGGAAUACCUGGUGACCCUCUUGGAUUAGACAAUCUACCUGGCGCGAAUAUUGUCUCUGGAACCUUAUUACUGGAAGAGACCUUGAAGGUUAGAAAAAGUUACGACUACUGCGAAUCACCUACACAAAACAGCUUGGUGACUAGCUUUUUCAUCUUUGCAUGCUACUACGGAUUGGAUCUUCAUAAUAAGGCUUGGUUCCAUUUACGUGAAGCUACAACAUUGGCACACACCUUGGAAAUGGUUAAAGAGGAGACAUAUCAUCAGUUUGAUAUCAUUGAAUCAUCACGAAGACGAAGAUUAUAUUGGUUGUUGUUCGUCACGGAAAGAUCAUAUGCGCUUCAACGCCAUCGACCUCUGUCUCUUCAAGCCACGAUUAACCUUCCUUCGAUCAACGAUGAUCCCACGGAUCCCCAGAAUCAUCAUUUGCAUGGAUUUAUCCAUCUAGUAAAUGUCUACCGUCCAUUCGAUGAUCAAUUUGUCGCACUCUGGAACAAGACCAGAACCGAUUGUUCUCCAGCCUAUCUCUCAUCUCUACAAAAACAACUCUCCGAAGCUCUCCCCAUCUAUCUUAACACGACGGAAAAUCAAACAGCAGAUCUCAGAACAAGUCAACAAUGGUUAAGAACAAUGGUAUGGCAAUUGAGUAUACAAAAUGGAUGUCUCAGUAGCAACUGUGAUGAUCCAAGCAUGACAUUCCAGUAUCCAGUCGAUAUUGCCAGAGAUUUGGCGCAGAUGACAAGUCAAUUCAGUCAUCAGAGCAUGGAGGUUCACGGUGUUGGAUUGAUUGAGAAACUGUUCGACGUCGCUUGUUCGUUAACCGAUGUUCUCUCCCUUCUCCCUGCGAAGUCUGAUCCCUUCGCAAUGGGUCCACGCGACUACCUUCAUCAAUUCAUGACAAUGCUCUCCAUUCUCCGCAACGGCGAUCAUCGUUUUCUUCCUCUCCUUCUGAACAAAGUUCACGAUGUCCUUCCUGGUCUUGUAAAUCCCAUGUUACAGAAUGCUCCCGAACCCACUCAAAUAUGCGCGGAUGUUGACCUAUUUGAUGGAUUUGGCAACACUGGUAUUAGCAUUCCUCCUCAGAACUACAAUACUAUGGCUACUAGUGGCCCCAACGAUUACAAGAUGGCACAUUCGAAUGGAGGAUUGGCAUUCGACAAGAGAAUUGAGGAAUUGAGCAGUCCAAGUGUCACGGGUAGUAUGUCUGCCGAAACCACUCCGUUCACAUCACCGCCUAUCAUGAAUCCUGGAAUGGAAUAUCAAGCUUUGGAUUAUCCGGGAUUCCAUGAUCUGAAUAGUCAUGCUCACGGAAUGGAUUUUAAGAGAGAGUUUGGUGUCGAAAAUGGAGAGAGUUCUUUCGGGGUUUCGAGUCCUGGCGGUAUGAGCGAAAUGAGUAGUGGAGUUGCCAGUGUGAAUGGAAAUGGAAUUGGUGGAAGAAGACCUCCGAUACGACAAGGAAGUGGAAGUAGUUAUGGUAUGCCACUACCUAGGAGUAUACCAGAGUUCAAUCAUGGUCACUUUUCGCGAGCCAGCACCGGCGGAGAGGACAUGGGAGUAGGCGUGAAUGGUGUUGAUUUAUCGCAUCAUGGGUAUAGAUGA
Molecule: messenger RNA, 1974 nt
Organism: Botrytis fragariae
Lineage: Eukaryota; Fungi; Ascomycota; Leotiomycetes; Helotiales; Sclerotiniaceae
Product: putative c6 zinc finger protein
Exons: 3
Coding region: 1-1974 (657 amino acids)
Biological process (GO): DNA-templated transcription
Molecular function (GO): DNA binding; zinc ion binding
Source: RefSeq, a predicted model, not a curated record